UCACACACACAUACACACUUGCGCGCACACCCGGCGCGCACAGACACACGCGCUCCCUCCCUCCGGCGUUCUGCCCCUCGCCCGCCCGCCGCGCACGCAGCCGGCCCCGGCUCCCCGCGUCCCGCCGCCGCCGCCGCCGAGCGAAGCCGGGCUGGGCUUGGAGCUGCUCAUGGAGAAAGUGCCCGGCGAGAUGGAGACGGAGCGCAGGGAGCGCGGCGAGGAGCUGUCGGAGGCGGAGAGGAAGGCGGUGCAGGCGACGUGGGCCCGGCUGUAUGCCAACUGCGAGGACGUGGGGGUGGCCAUCCUGGUGAGGUUCUUCGUGAACUUCCCCUCAGCCAAGCAGUACUUCAGCCAGUUCAAGCACAUGGAGGAGCCGCUGGAGAUGGAACGGAGCCCACAGCUGCGGAAGCAUGCCUGCCGGGUCAUGGGGGCCCUCAACACCGUCGUGGAGAACCUGCACGACCCCGACAAGGUGUCCUCGGUGCUGGCGCUGGUGGGCAAGGCCCACGCCCUCAAGCACAAGGUGGAGCCUGUGUACUUCAAAAUCCUCUCUGGGGUUAUCCUGGAGGUGGUCGCGGAGGAGUUUGCCAAUGACUUCCCGGCUGAGACGCAGAGAGCCUGGGCCAAGCUGCGAGGCCUCAUCUACAGUCACGUGACGGCUGCCUACAAGGAAGUGGGCUGGGUACAGCAGGUCCCCAACACCAGCACCCCACCGGCCACACUGCCCUCCUCGGGGCCUUAGGACCCUCUCCACCUCCCCCCUUCCUGGCAGCAUCUUGAGCAGAAGGCUGAGUUCGGAAGAUCCUCCUCGACCCUCCAUUUCUGGGUGCCAAGGAAGCCGGAGGGGGCCUCCGCUGUGGCCGCUGUCCCCCACCCCCACCCCCACCCGGAGCUGCGGGGAGGUGGCGGCCUAGAUGCUAACCGCAAUGCGGGGCGGGUGGGGACCCCUCCAUCUUGCAGAGGCAGGCCUGCUCUUCGCUUUUCUGCUCUGAUCUGGCUGGCGGCCAGCAGGAACCGGGACCAGUAAACUACCCCAUGUCCGUCUGCCGGCCGUCACUAGCGCAUCACGCACACACCAUAUAUACAGAGAUAUUCUAUAUACAGCCUCUCUAUAUAAAUAUAUAUAAUAUAUAUGCACACAGA
Messenger RNA from Ochotona princeps (American pika), 1143 nucleotides. It is a transcript of the gene CYGB, whose product is annotated as cytoglobin. Gene Ontology annotation, biological process: oxygen transport. Lineage: Eukaryota; Metazoa; Chordata; Mammalia; Lagomorpha; Ochotonidae. Gene Ontology annotation, molecular function: iron ion binding; heme binding; oxygen binding. The coding region runs from base 170 to 742 and encodes 190 amino acids. The transcript has 4 exons. The record is from RefSeq and is a predicted model, not a curated record.